AUGGAUUCUGUUAUUCCUGCUGGGUUUUAUUGCGGAAGCCCUUCCGGAUGGUGCGUCACCCCGCCUCCAAUCGUAGCUCUGCCACCGCCUCCGACCGACAACAAUUAUAUACUCGCCUUUCGAAUUCCGCUACUUGACAAAAUGGAGGCAAUCCAAAAAUCCCGCAGUCGUUUUCAUCGCUUCAACCAUUGUCAAUACUGUACCCGUGAUUUCAUCUUUUCCAGCCUGCUAAAGUCCGACUCGUUUGCCAUUGACAGGCCGCAGCUGACUAACCUUCUCGAGAAAGCGCUUCCCCCGGGUUCAAAAUUCGCUUGCAAAGGUCAUGUGGAACAAUGGUUGGGAAUAAUUGACGUCGGCUGUGUGGCAACUGUUGAACGUCUGCCGAUGUUUCACUUCCCUGGGAAUAGGGUCGAACAGACAGAAUACUUCUUCCUGCAGCAAAACCUGUUUAAGAUUUUCGCCCAUCUCUUGGAGGACUCUUGUACAGAGGUCCUAGACGAUGUGCGACCAGAUCUCGUCAACCUGCUUGAAGAUCUUCGUCAGAACGAACAAAGCUUUAAGGUAAUCAUAACUACAUCGCAAAACCAGUUUCGAAAUAGCCUAACUCUGGGCGCUCCUAGCUUGGGCACCUUAUCUCCCAGUCUUGGUGUGUGUACGGCUUACUCAAAGGUCGGACCGGCCUCAACGGCAGGACACCCUAAUUCACCGACAGUUGCCGUGGCUACGAAUAACGGAGCCUUGUGGUUACAGAAGGUUGAGCAAAGGACAGAAUCUGAUAGCGACUUAGCUACUGUGGGAAAUCUGACCGGUGAGGCGGUUUUUAAGAAUAUUCAACCACUCUGUUUGUCCCCAGCUUCUUACGGCGUGUUAGCGAACUUAUUACACACCACCCCGGUUAUAUCUCGAACCCACUAUCUCUCGCCUACGUUACCGCAGGCCGUCCUUGAUGAUAGAACGAGUUUUUCUAAACGCCAUUCUCUCAAAGUUCGUCGCAGCAAGAAAAACCGCGAAACAGAUCCUAAUGAAAAUUCUGUGUCCAACCUCUUUUUCCGGACACUCCCUGGCCAGUUCUUGUCCUUCAGUCAUUCAACAAUCCACCUUUAUUCCAUCUACAUCCGAUCACUUUUGCUCCCCACCCAGUACAUUUUACAUUUCCCUUUCUGUAUUCGUCCUCACGACAGCCGUCCCCGUCUUCUCGUUAUUGGCAAUCGAAAGUUGCUAGCGUAUCUGUCCCAUGAAUAUUCUAUACAUUUACUCAAAUUAGACAACCAACAGCAACAUACGACGCAAGAGUUUACCCACCGUUCAAACGUUAUCACAUGUCAUUCAUUCACAUCCCUUUUCAUUCAUUCAUAUCACAUCUCUUUCAUUCACAUCACCUUUCAUUCAUUCAUAUCACAUCUCAUUCAUUCACAUCACCUUUCAUUCUUUCAUAUCACAUCUCAUUCAUUCACAUCACCUUUCAUUCUUUCAUAUUACAUCUCUUUCAUUGACAUGCUGUUUCCUUCAUUCAUAUCACAUCUCAUUCAUUCAUAUCCUCUUUCAUUCAUUCAUCAUUAUCUCAUUCAUUCAUAUCCGCUUUCAUUUAUUCCAUUUACAUAUCAUUCAUUCAUAUUCUCCAUUUCUGCCUAUCCGCGUCCAACGCCAAUCUUCGUUAUUUUCAGACAACGGCUUUGUUCGUUUCUUUCCAUCGUUACAUCUCUUUACUUUACUUCUUUCCUCUUUGCAAAUUCAAGAAGCGUGAUCGCUUGA
Molecule: messenger RNA, 1752 nt
Organism: Acanthosepion pharaonis
Lineage: Eukaryota; Metazoa; Mollusca; Cephalopoda; Sepiida; Sepiidae
Source: the annotation of a GenBank genome assembly